This is a messenger RNA of Filobasidium floriforme, 1947 nucleotides long. Its product is annotated as PAS domain-containing protein. The transcript has 4 exons. The record is from RefSeq and is a predicted model, not a curated record. NCBI's taxonomy places the organism in Eukaryota, Fungi, Basidiomycota, Tremellomycetes, Filobasidiales, Filobasidiaceae. The coding region runs from base 1 to 1947 and encodes 648 amino acids. Gene Ontology annotation, molecular function: protein binding. Gene Ontology annotation, cellular component: nucleus.
AUGGCCUCCAAUACGGCGGCUUCUCUGAUCGCCUCGAACGGUCUCGGGAGCCUGGUCAACCCGGGCACUCUAGCCACUCAAACUCCGGCUGGGCCCAAUAUGCCGGGGUUGUACUCGACGACCGGAUUUGACAUCGUGAGCGUGCUCGCCAAGGUGGCCAAUCGGAAGGACCCCAAGACGGUGUUGGGCCCGGUCGACUGUAGUUGUAGUUUCGUCGUCUCGGAUGUGCGAAAGUUCGAUUCUCCCAUUGUCUAUACAUCACCGACCUUUUCCCAAUUGACAGGAUACGAGGCGAGGGAAAUCUUGGGCCGCAAUUGUCGGUUCUUGCAGAGUCCAGAUGGCGAGGUCGCCAAGGGGUCGAGAAGAAAGUACACCGAUAAUGUCGCAGUCGCUCACAUGAAGCGGUUAUUGCAAGCGGGCAAAGAGUGUCAAGCCAGUUUGAUUAACUAUCGCAAGGGCGGAACGCCAUUCAUCAACUUGGUCACGGUAGUGCCGAUCACGUGGGACAGCGACGAGAUUGUCUAUCACGUUGGAUUUCAGGUCGACCUCGUCGAACAGCCCAACGCCAUUCUGCGAAACAUGCGGGACGGUUCAUAUCAGGUCAAUUACACAGUGCAAAACAACCCGCAACCGCCCAUGAAACCAGCGGCGAAACCUGUUAUCGAACCGCCACCACCGACGUCGAUCGGAAUCUCCCGGCAGAUGCUAGCCCUCUUGCCGCAAAAGGCCCAGACAGCGGUCUUGGCUGGGGGCGAAGAAGUUGGAAAGUCGGAGUGGCUCCAGCUUGUCCUCGCCAAUACCGAUGACUUUGUGCAUGUCUUGUCGCUCAAGGGACAGUUUCAGUACGUCUCGCCGAGCGUGACGAGGGUACUAGAAUACGAGCCCGAGGACCUUUUGAACAAACACAUCUCGGACAUUUGUCAUCCCUCGGAUAUCGUUCCCGUCAUGCGGGAGCUCAAGGAUGCCACCCAUACCCCCACGGAGGGUCGACAACCACAAGCUAUCAACAUGUUGUUCCGUGUACGGCGAAAGCUGAGCGGAUACAUCUGGCUCGAGAGCAGUGGACGGCUUCAGGUCGAAUCCGGCAAGGGGCGAAAGGCGAUGGUUCUGACGGGUCGAGAUCGAACUUUACCAGCAUUUUGCUGGAAAGCACUUGAUGAUCAUGGCGGCCUUAGCGAUACCGAGGUGUGGGCAAAGGUCUCUUUGGAUGGUCUUUUGCUCUGGGUCACCGGAAGCAUAGGCGAGAUCUUUGGUGCGCGAUCGAGCGAGUUGAUUGGCAAAAGCAUCUACUCGUUCAUGGCCGGCGGCGAAGACGGCCCUCCAGCUCCGGACGGUCACUCGUCAUCAUUAGCCGUCGAGAAGGCGAUUUCAACGUCGGCCGAGGGGCUUCCUAAGCGAGGCGCGACGUCGGUGCGACAUCAGCUCAUCGGCUUCGAUGGCAGGACUCGCGAAGUCACAUCCAACUUCUUUGCAGCGGGUUCGUCAUCCGCUGGGCCUAUAACUCCACCUCGUGAAUCACCUACCGCAUCCGAUGACGAUCUACGCAGCAAUGUCAGCGGUAUCGUGGAGGCACUGCCUUUCCAGAUCCUGGUCCAGAUCAAGUCGAGCCCGACAGGCAUUCAAAAGCCGAAAUCCGCCAUCGUUCACCCUCUUUCCGAAAACGUAUUCGAGGAGAUGGAUACAACACGAGGCACAUCAUGGCAAUACGAAGUACAUCAGCUCAAGACUGCCAACCGAAAAUUGAAGGAUGAGAUUCAAGCACUGCGUACCGGAAACAAGACUGCGAAGAGCUCCGACGCAGAGGACGAUAUCAAGCGAGCCAAGGGUAAAAAACGAAAAGCAAACGAGAGCGGACCUCAACCAACAACGGAUCACCCAACCCCGCUUCACCAGCAAACGCCUGGUUUCGGGCUGGCGCCUGGCCAGCUUUUCAAGACAUGGUCCUAG